AUGAAACAGUAGAAAACAUAAGAUAAAUAUUGGAUCAGAAAAGGAUAAAACAUAGAGGGUAUCUAGAAUAUUUUAUUUAGAAUGAUUAUGUUAUAAAUAAUGUGAUUUAGAAAUAGAAAUAAUUAUUAUUAAUAUUUUAAUGAGACUGUGAGAGUUAAAUAAAUUAAUAUCAUGAGUCUAAAAGAAGCGUUAGCAUUGAAUUUAAUGAAUACUUUAUUAAAAUUUUUCAAAUGUGAAUUUUUGAACUUAGAAAAAUACCUAGUGUAUCAGUAAAUAAACAAAUAUAUUUUUAAGUCCAAAUUUAGAUAGAUAAUUUAGAAAUUCAUUAGAGAAAUCAAAAUUAAAAAAUGUUUAUAAAGUUGUUUUAUAAAUUAAAUCAACAGUAAAUGA
Messenger RNA from Paramecium sonneborni, 390 nucleotides. Lineage: Eukaryota; Ciliophora; Oligohymenophorea; Peniculida; Parameciidae. The record is from the annotation of a GenBank genome assembly.